UAUAAUUUGCAGAAUACGAUUUUUUACUAAACACAAUUAAUUGUUGCAUGUAAUCAAAAUACAUGUACCAAAUAUUAUUUGGAGGUAUCUAAUCUGUUAAAACGUUCACGCAUUAAAGGGACGUAAUCGAGUUACACUGUUCGGCGCGCUUUCUAACAAGUGCAAUGGACGACCUCAGUGGCGUUUCAUUGCAGGAAGUUGAGACUGGAAAAUCGGCGGUCAGCCAAUUAGACAGUGGCUUUGAUGAGUAUACUCCAGACAACGUCCAAUCAGAGAGUUCCAGCCAUUGUGACAUAGAUGAGGCAGGAGGAGUAGAUGACCAAUCAGAAAGCAGCUAUCAACCAGACGUAGAACAGACAGAAGAAGCCUCUAAGUCAGGGAUGACCUCAGACAUCCAGUCAGACAGCACCAGCCAUCACAGCACUGAAAUAGCUGAAGCAACAGAUGACACUGGUGAUCACCACUUGGAAAAGACGGAGUCCAAGAAUUGUGAUGAAGAACAGACUGAAAACAUCAGCCAGCUGGAUAUAGUGACAGAUUUGAACAGUACCGAUCAACAUGGCUUGGAACCAGCAUCAGCAGGCAACACCGAGUUUAAAGAUGAUAAUGUAGGUGAUGUGGAACCCAAGGACAAGGACCAACAAGAGCCAGGAACUGAUGCUGAUUCUGAUGCUGAUGAAGAGAGUACAAACAAAACUACUGAAAACGCUGUAGAUGGAGCACAAGAGAGCCAGGAGGCAGAUGGCGAAGAAACUGAUCAAAUACAACAAUCUGAAGAUUUGGAUGUCAAUGAAAGUGAUUCAAUUGCCGCUGAAGAUAAAACCGAUUCUGGUGACCAACUUGCAGAGAUGCCUGAAGAUAAGACAGAACCAGGUGACAAAGACAAGGAAUCUAUGCAAACCGAGGACAAUGAUGGUGACAAUGCUGAAAAAACUGCUGAUGUCAGUAAUGACAGUAGCACUGAAAAGUUAGAAGGUGAAAAAGAAGCAGCAACAAACUCUGAUGAAGAUAUGGAAACAGAAGAAGCAAGAGCUGAAACUGAUUCAUCUGAAAUGAACAAACAAGAUGAGAAGUCUGCAGAAACAGAUUCAAGGGACAAAGACCAACAGUCUUCAGAAGUUGCUAUGGACACUGAGGACAAUAAAACUUCAGAUGACGGUGAAAGAUCUGCAGAAAUGGAGUUGGACAAAGGUGAUUCUGUGAAGGAGUCUGUUGGUGCUGAUGCUACUGAAGGUAAUAAAGAUGUAAUAGCUGAAGGUACCACUGAGAGCAGUGGUGCUGGUGACAAACAGAUGGAUCGCGCUGUGAGCAAGGAGACCGCAGACAACAAGUCUGAAGAUUCAGCUGGAAAAGAGUCGGAAGACACGUGUGUGAAGGAAUCUAAGGACUCUGAUGUAAAGCUUGCUGAAAAGUCUAAAGCCAGCAAAGGUGAAGAUGAUGACCUUGUGUUGAUAGAGGAUGACAAACCGGAGGCUAUAGUUGUUGAUGAUGACGACGAUGAUGGGGACUCCAAGAAAGACAAACUCGCCAAUGGUGUAAUUAACUCUGGAAAUGACAUGGGUCUACAGAUUUCCUCUGUGUCUGGACGAGUCGACAUGCCCGAUGAUGCAGCUGACAAGAGCAAAGAAACUAGUGACGUGAAAGACGAGCCCAAGUCCCCAGCUAUAACUACAGACAAGAAGGCUUCAGCACUGGCAGAUAAAAAGACAUCCGGCACAUCUCAAAAAGCAUCCAAGUCACAAACCUGCAUUGUUUGCUCAAAGGUUGGUCGAUGCAAGUAUAACAUUGUGAGAAAUGGCGAUACUAAACAUCUCUGUGACGACAUCUGUUUCCGCCGGUUUCGUUCAAAUCCCACUCAGUUCCUCAAAGGAAGCACAACAACAACUCCUACAACUACAACUACAACUCCUGCUGCAGGCAUCAAAUCACCAACGACUCGAUCACGCACGGGAUCUUUGCCCGCAUCAUCACCGCGUAACUACCGAGAGGAGCCUGAUCUUCCACUGAUCGAACUAGCUGGGUCGACCAGUCAGACACCUACAGCAGCUCCUGCCCCAGUUGCAGCUGCUGUCGCCGCCCCGCUGAUGCCUCCUCCUCCUCCGAUGGUGGUGAACAACAGCACGUCCCAGUACAAGACAUGCACAGUGUGCCAGCUGAUGAACAUCAACACCCAGAAACCGUUUGCCUCGUGGCAGGGUCUCGACUUCUGCGGCGAGAUGUGUCUGAACAAGUUCCAGUCCACCCUCAACACGUCCUGUUCGUACUGUGCGUCAUUCAUACCCAACGCUACCCGCGUCCUCUACUCCAUUAAAGUGGGCCAGGAGAUACGCUUGUUCUGCGCCAACAAGUGUUUACAGGAGUUCAAGAAGCGGCUGCGGCUGUGUGCGUAUUGUCAGACUGACUUGGCGGGAUGUCCCGAUUCAUUUUCUGCACCAAUAGGGCCUCAGACAUUCCGAGAGUUUUGUAGCCAGACGUGUUUGAAGAAGUUUGAAGAUAAGAGCAACGAUGUUGAAAUAAUUGGUUUUGAGAGCAGUAAGCCAAAAACUGCUGCAAAAUGUUCUGUGUGUCAUAAAAUAUCGACUGUGAAACACAAUAUCAAGUUGAACGGGGUGCUGAAUCGACUCUGCAGUGACCCAUGUUUGUCAGCGUUCCAGUACGCCAACAAGUUGGCAAUGAAUACCUGCGACAACUGUGGAGGCCUCUGUCCUACGGAGGAGACCGUUUCACAUUUCAUCCAGUUUGAAGGGCAGCAGAAGCGUUUCUGCAAAGAUACGUGCGUGAACACUUUCCGCACAAUCAACCGAAAGAUUGUGCCAUGUGCUUGGUGUGGGACUAAGAAACCAAACUUCGACAUGAUAGAACGCGUUGAUUCUAACAAUAAGUACCAGCUGUUUUGUUCACUGAACUGUCUGUCGUUGUAUCGUGUCAAUCUUCAGGCCAAGUCUAACCAGUCCGUGAACUGUGACUAUUGUCAUAAGUUUGUCCCUGCCCAGUAUCACCUGACCAUGAGUGAUGCCUCGGUGCGGAACUUCUGUUCCUAUAACUGUGUGAUGGUUUUCCAGUCACAGUUCAGUGCUAACAAGACAGCCUCCCAGCCAACCAUUCAUUCACAGCCAACCAAGAUUCAACUACAACAAAAACCAACUAGAAACAGUGAAAAUGCAGGUAUAAAUACAAGACGAAGAGGAACUCAGAACACCCAGAGUUCGUUUCCCAUCAUCUCAAAUGUUGUUUCUCUCGCUCCACAAAGUUCCCAGAAAGGUCAGACGGUGAACAUCAAGUCAUCUGGUUCUGUUCCAGUCAUUGUCAGCGGCCAGUCUCAGACAAUCAGAAUGGGACCAAAGACAGUGACUGCUGGUACCGGGACUCAGCCGGCCACAACCACCCAGCAGAUUAUCAUUCAACCCCCGCCCCCUAAACAGAUGAAGAACAAAUCUUUGUUGUGCAAGCCGUUUGUUCAGACUAAGGCCACAUCAUGUCGCCCACAUGUUCAGACCAAAGAAGUUCAAACUGAAUCUGACUGUGGGAAACCAGUGCUGAUUCCCAUACCAGUUCCAAUAUACAUCCCCACUCCAUUAGCCAUGUAUGCCGCUCCCACGCCACAGUUCAUUCCAAUUCCAAUACCAAUACCAAUUCCAAUAUUUAUUCCAACCACCAAAAAAUCUGCAGCGAAGAUUCUGAAACAGAUCAAGAAAAUCCGUGAGAAGAUCCCAGCAGACCCCUUGGAGGCAGAGUUAUUGCAGAUGGCGCAGGCUGUGGCUGGCGGCGGGGAGGAUUCCGACAGUGACACUGACCACAGUGACGUGGAGGAGAAACAAGAAACUCUGGACGAAGAGAGUAAGGUUGAGGAAGAGUCUAACGACAUCGCCAUGCUGGAGAGUCAGAUUGAUCGGCCGGGAGGUGAAGAGGAUCUUGUACAGAUGGCGCUGCGAAUGGCCGAGGAAAUCACUGGACCGGUCCUCGACCUCGAGAGUAAUGUUCAGCUAGUGGCCGUCAGCAAUGAACCUCCACCAGUGGUUCAUGUUCGUGCGCCCACUGUGCGUGACGAAGACGAAGAUGACUGGAUUCCCACGCGGGAGAGUCGAAGUCGGCGAGGCAAGCGUACAUCGACUGGUCGCGGUCGUGGACGUCAGUCGAAGAGACAGCGAGUUGAGGCGUACCGCGAACCAACGCCAGAACCGUCGCCCCCACCGGUACAACAGCCACCCGCCGACGCCAACAUGCACCUGAAAUUCACAUACGGUGUGAAUGCGUGGAAACACUGGGUGAUCCACAAAAACACGCUGCUUGAGAAGGUGUCGAAACGCGGCUCGGGCAGGCUGAAGCUGUUUAAGACGGAUCUCUUACAGUGCACGGCCGAUGAGCUGAAUUACUCUCUCUGUCUGUUUGUCAAGGAAGUGAGGAAACCCAAUGGGGAGGAGUAUUCACCAGACAGUAUCUACUAUCUCUGCUUAGGAAUCCAGCAGUAUCUGUACGAGAACAGCCGGAUUGACAACAUCUUCACGGAUGUGUAUUACGAGAAGUUCACUGAGUGUCUCACCGAGAUGCUGGCCAAACAUGAACCCAAAGUUAAUACAGCAGGUCAGAUGCUGUGUCGUAUUGAGGAGGAGCACCUGUGGGAGUGUAAGCAGCUGGGAGCGCACUCCCCGUACGUGUUGCUCAACACGCUGAUCUACUUCAACACCAAACACUUCAUGCUGAAGACCAUCGAGGACCACAUGAAGCUCUCCUUCGCCCACAUCCUCAAACACUGGAAGAAAGGCGUUCCCCCUGCAACCACACGCACCCCUGUCAACCAGGUGGGGCGGAGCGUGUCACUCAGAUACUAUUAUGGGCAGUCGAGCAACAAGAAGCCUAAAGAAGGAAUUCCAGUCUACGAGACUUCAGAAAAUCUUGAAAACCCUCUGAGAUGUCCAGUGAAACUCUACGAAUUCUACCUGUCAAAGGCGGUGAACAUCGGUGCAAAAGGAGCAGAUAUUUUUGCCACAAGUCAAGGCCGAUCAAGGCCCGAGAGUAUCAAGAACCGUAACGAUCUGUUCUACCUGCUGCCCGAGCGCAGCUGUGUGCCCGACAGCCCGGUGUGGUACUCCACACAGUCCAUCCCCGUGGAAACCAUGUCCAAGAUGCUCGGUAGAAUCCUCCUCGUCCGCGAGAUCCAGGAAGCCCAUCUACACGCUCAGCCUGUUUACGUGUAAACAUAGCACAGACAAGUGGUUUACGUGUAAACGCAGCACGCCCAGCCCGUUUAUGUGUAAAUACAGCACGCUCAGCCUGUUUACGUGUAAACAAAGCACACUCAGCCAGUUUACUUGUAAAUGUAGCAGGCUUAACCGGUUUAUGUGUAAACAUAGCAUGCUCAGCUGAUUUCAGCUAGUGCUCUACAUUCAUUCAUAUUGAGGACAUUGCAUAAUCAACCCAUCAGUGUUUAUAUAGUGUUGUGUUUAGUUUCAUCAGGAAAAUGCACCAAGUGUAUCUAGUCCAUCAGUGAUUAACUUCCAGUAGUUUAAUGUAAAGUGUUUUCUACAAUUAUUCUGAACUGACAUCCUGUGCUCAAGGACUCGUGAAAGGCUUGUUCUUGUCUGUGAACUCUUUGAUGUGAUGAGACCAAUUAUGUCUUGAGGAAUAAGAUCCUCGUCAUCCUGACUGAUGUGAGGAUUCUCAUUCAACAAGGUCUCACGGAGUAACCUGAGUGAGUAACCCAUCUGGGAAGAUUGGUUUUCUUAAAUAUGUGUUGUUAGUGUAGGAAUGUUGACUGGUGAUUAGUAAAUUAAUUUCUAUAAAACAUAACCAUGUGUUUCAUAAUCAUGUUCAUUUUAUCAAUUCACAUGUGUACAGGGAAAACAACCUGUCAUGUCGGAUCACAUGGUCAACAGACUACAAAAUAAAGUAGGUUUACUGCAUAUAGAGUAUUGGAUGUGUGUGGUAUGUGUGGCCAGAAACGUUGUUUCAUCAACAUAGUACAUUUUGCACUAUCGGACUAUCUGAUGCUCAGCGAUGCAUUAUGAUGUACUGAUUUAUUCAUAUUGAGUACCAACACAAGUAACUUGUUAUGGGUGUUUUUAUAGACAAAUGCUGAAAUCAUACCGGAGUUGUUCAUUAAAAACAAAUUACUAUUGCUUCGAGUCACAUUUUGUUAAGAAAGAUCAUGCUAUUAGUAAAAUUACAUUUAUGACUUUUGCAAGACCAUUUUUAUUUCAUUAGUGUAUUGUGACUUUGUAUCCUGCAGUUUUAUCAUUCCUAGUUGUUGAGGAAAAACUAAUCAAAGUAUUAGUUGUAGAGCGGUGUUACAAUAUUGCUUUAAUCAUGUCAUCGUAAUAAACCCAUCUCUUUUCAUGAA
Molecule: messenger RNA, 6337 nt
Organism: Gigantopelta aegis
Lineage: Eukaryota; Metazoa; Mollusca; Gastropoda; Neomphalida; Peltospiridae
Product: zinc finger MYM-type protein 3-like
Exons: 18
Coding region: 165-5195 (1676 amino acids)
Molecular function (GO): zinc ion binding
Source: RefSeq, a predicted model, not a curated record